Perca fluviatilis (European perch) is the source of this 2091-nucleotide messenger RNA. Its product is annotated as G-protein coupled bile acid receptor 1-like. NCBI's taxonomy places the organism in Eukaryota, Metazoa, Chordata, Actinopteri, Perciformes, Percidae. Gene Ontology annotation, cellular component: membrane; dendrite. The record is from RefSeq and is a predicted model, not a curated record. Bases 179 to 1207 code for a protein of 342 amino acids. The transcript is spliced from 2 exons. Gene Ontology annotation, biological process: chemical synaptic transmission; G protein-coupled receptor signaling pathway, coupled to cyclic nucleotide second messenger. Gene Ontology annotation, molecular function: G protein-coupled serotonin receptor activity; neurotransmitter receptor activity.
GCCUAUGGAUGGAUGCAUGCAGGGGAACAGGCUCGAAGUUAUUUAUUCAAAGUUAUUAAGUUUUUUAUUGAAUCUAAAGCAUACAUGACUGGAUUGAUCAUCCCUAAAAGGGUAGCUGUACCUUGAUGGGAGUGGAGCCGGGCUGCAAACGGGGAGGAAGUCUGCAGAUUCGGCAUACAUGAUGGACUGGAACUACUCACGUGCUCUGCUCUCUGGGGAGCAGCUCAUCUUUGCCAUCACCAUACCACUGUCGACCGCCAUCAUCUUGGCCAACCUCGUCAUCAUCUUGGGCAUCGCCUGGAACCGCCAGCUCCACAACACAACCAACUACUUCUUCUUCAGCCUGUUAGUGGCAGAUCUGUGCACCGGCGUGGCGCUGCCGUUCAUACCAUUAAUGGGUCUGAACCGGGCGUUGAGUUUUAGCUCCUGCCUGGUGGCUCACGUUUUCCCAAACUUCCUCUUCCUGGCGUUCCUUUUCAACCUGGUAAUGGUCCACUAUGAGCGCUACAUUUGCAUCGUCGACCCCCUGUGCUACAACAACCUGUGGAUGCAUCGCAGAUUCCCUCUGGCGUGUCUCGUGGUUUGGGCGCCGCCACUUCUGUACGCAUCCCUACCUGCUUUCGGUUGGAAUAACUGGACAGGGCCGGAUUGGAACGGCUGUUGUGCAAGUAGCCCAAACACAACGCUUCUUUCAAACUGUUCAACGAACAAAACCACGUGCUGCUCGUACAGGCGAGUAUUCCCCAACGCCUUUAUCUACUUGGAGGUGUAUGGGCUCGUCUUACCUGCUAUUCUUACCAUCGCUGGCAUGACUGGCCGCGUUUUAUGGAUCACCCGAGGCCAGCUGAAAGACAUUUGUCGCCUUCAUCGAUCGGUGGAGCGGGGAAGUCAGGCCUCGGACCGAGAGCAGAGGCUGAACAUGCGGUACACUCGCUGCGUGGUGGCGGUGUCGCUGACGUUUCUCGCAUGCUGGGUACCCUACCUCAUUUACAUGCACGCCUGCAUAGCGUUCUUGAUCAGCGACACCAAGUGGAGCUCCACUACUCACAUCGUGCUGUCAUGCACUGGCAUUGGAAGCAUGGCUGUGGUGCCGCUGGUGCUCGGCCUAGCUAACAGGCAGUACACAGAACCGGCAUUCAAACUUCUCCAGAAACUCCGAGACAGAUGGAGGCGAAGGACGCAGGGAUCAGAGGAGGCGCCAGUCUGAGAAAAUAACGACGAAUAUUUAUGAAGGUUAAUUUGGAAGAAAUCAUGAUGCUCACUUUGAUGCCCACAGUAAAUUGACCAAGGCCAUUGCAGUGAUUCUUUCACAAUUUAGUUAUCAAUGUUACUUUAAAAAAAAAAGUCCAUGCAUUGUUUUACACUGGGUUUGCAAUGAUCAUUUCUGUAUGUAGCUUCCCAUUUCUGAUGGUUUUCCAUGACAUUUUCAUAAUUCAGCGGACAAUAUUACUGUAUAAGGAGAUAGAAUUGAAAAGAUGAAGGAAAGUUAGUACGUGUAGUGACGACAUUAAAACCAACCAUCGUCUCAAACAAGCACCAUUCGUGCUAACGUCAGUGUGCUAACUUGUUCACAAUGCUAACAUGCUGAUAUUUCGCUUGUAUAAUAAUACCUAUAAUGUUAAUUGUCAUUUUGAGAACAUUAGGAAGAAAGGUUAUAUAAAGUACCCUCGUAUCAGUGUUGUACAUCCUUUAAAUAUAACUCAAAGACAUGUACAGUAUAUCCUCACUUCUCUUUGUGCUGCCUGCUCUGGAUAUCGUAACAGAUUGUCCCCCAUCUGUCACCCACCUCCCCUGAAAUGUUUACUCCUACUUCCCUCACUAGUGUUUAUCUAUAUGCUAGUAUGCAAGCUGAAGAGGGGAGAGGGAUGCACCCCCCCUGAUUCAUCUACGAGACAUUAGUGCUUCAGCAAGAACAUGCAGGAAAGAACUAUGAAGGGAAAAACAUGUGUGCAUGUUAGUUUCUUCCAUAUUUAGAUAAACUGUUUCAGGAAGGUUAAAUACUGUAAAAGCAGGCUUCGGAGAAACAUCUGCUGCUUCCAAAUAACUGUAUUUGAAGACUCAAAGAUGUAUUUGUUGUAAAGUUCCACUCAA